This is a messenger RNA of Vigna angularis (adzuki bean), 477 nucleotides long. RefSeq lists its product as uncharacterized. The coding region runs from base 1 to 366 and encodes 121 amino acids. The transcript has 4 exons. The record is from RefSeq and is a predicted model, not a curated record. Lineage: Eukaryota; Viridiplantae; Streptophyta; Magnoliopsida; Fabales; Fabaceae.
AUGGAGAUUUUUGUGAUUGAUUCACUGGGGAAGGGGAUCAGAGACCGCAAAAGGAUAGACACAGCCGUUGCUGAAAAUAUGGCACGGUUUUUUUGCAUCCUGAUGAAUAUACCGGAAGGUAGUAUUGGUCCUUUGACAGUUAAACAAGCAAAUAUCCCAUCCCAACCAAACUUACAUGAUUGUGGAGUAAUAAUGUUGAAAGCAAUGGAAAUCUGGGAUGGAGAUGAAAAAUACAACGGGAAAAGCAUGCCUGAAUAUACAACUGAGGAGCUGCUUGGGAUUAGAAAGAAAUAUGUGUGUGACUGGAUCCUGGACAAUGACAACAUUAGCAGAAUGGAAGCCCUACAUCUAUACGGCAUUGUCUAGGAUUGCUAAGAAAUUAUCAAAUUUUGACAUGUAUAAGAUGUUCAAAUAUGUACCUAAUGUUAUUUGACAAUUUUGACAUGUAUAAGAUGUUCAAAUAUGUACCUAAUGUUA